Messenger RNA from Brachypodium distachyon (stiff brome), 2818 nucleotides. Its product is annotated as vacuolar protein-sorting-associated protein 33 homolog. Gene Ontology annotation, biological process: vesicle-mediated transport; intracellular protein transport. Gene Ontology annotation, cellular component: vacuole; CORVET complex. The transcript has a single exon. The coding region runs from base 448 to 2256 and encodes 602 amino acids. The record is from RefSeq and is a predicted model, not a curated record. NCBI's taxonomy places the organism in Eukaryota, Viridiplantae, Streptophyta, Magnoliopsida, Poales, Poaceae.
UGAGCCCACGUUUCGCGUCUCCUUCAUCGCCUCUCCUGGUCCUGCCCUCGCCUCCAUCUACGGAUCUACCGCCGGCUCAGUCCGCCGCCCGCCCGCCUCCCUCCGUCGUGCCGUCGCGGCGCCUCUUCUCCGCCGUCCCGAGCAGGUUCGACGUCGACCUCCUCCAUCCCCACCGGUUCGCUGCUCCGCCCCCGACCAGCUGCUGCCCGAACGCUUCCUCCCCGACCGGCUCGCUCCGACCAGCUACCCCAGCGCCGAGCUCUUCCUCCCCGACCAGCUCGCCCCGGUCGAUCUGCGCUCAAUUCUCCGCCGACAAACGUCCUCCCUCCCCGACCAGCUCUCUGGACCCGUACCAGGACAGAGCGAGCCCAAGGCGGCAAGGAGGCACGCACGACAAGGAGCAGGUUCUUUUAUUUCGCCCUCCAAGGUCGACCGGAGUGGGGGCAAAUGGCGCAGAUCCCCAACCUCGACAACUCCCCGCUCAAUCUCGCUGCCCUAAGGGAGCAAUCGCAGAAGGACCUUCUCAACAUCGUCAAGAGUAUCAGGGGGAAGAAGUGUCUGGUCAUUGAUCCCAAGCUUGCGGGCACCCUGUCGCUGAUCCUGCAGACCUCGGUGCUGAAGGAAUAUGGCGUGGAGCUGCGUAUUCUCUCUGCUGACCCUCUGCUCACUGAAUGCCCCAAAAUCAUAUACCUCGUCCGCUCCCAGCCGAACUUCAUGAAAUUUGUUGCGAGUCAAAUUAAGAGCGAUGAAUCCAAAGGGCUUCAGAGGGAAUACUUCCUCUACUUUGUGCCGCGGCGUACGGUUUGCUGUGAGAAGAUCCUGGAGGAAGAGAAAGUUCAUCAGAAGUUGACGCUUGGAGAAUAUCCCUUGUAUCUAGUUCCUUUGGAUGAGGAUGUUCUUUCGUUUGAUCUUGAAUAUUGUUUGCAGGAGUGCCUUGUUGAAGGGGAUACAAGCUCUAUCUGGCACAUUGCAAAAGCUAUUCACAAGUUAGAGUUUGCCUUUGGAGUUAUCCCCAAUGUCAGGGCCAAGGGUGUAGCAUCAACCAAAGCUGCAGAGUUGCUGAAUCAUAUGCAACUGGAAGAUCCUGUCAGCAUGGAUGAUAUGGGUAUCCCAGAAAUAGACACCCUUAUUUUGCUAGAUAGAGAGGUGGAUAUGGUGACACCAAUGUGCUCUCAGUUGACAUAUGAAGGUUUAGUAGAUGAGAUGUUGCAGAUUCAUAAUGGAUCUGUGGAAGUUGAUGCCAGCAUUAUGGGGGGCCAACAAGAUGGAAAAAAGGUCAAGGUUCCACUUAACUCGAGUGAUAAGCUGUACAAGGAAAUUCGAGACCUCAACUUUGAUGUUGUAGGUAAGGUCUUGCGCCAAAAGGCAACAUCUAUCCAGCAAGAUUAUGCAGAAGUAAAAUCCACCAACACACAGUCGGUUUCCGAGCUGAAGGAUUUUGUGAAGAGGUUACACUCGCUACCAGAGAUUGCUAGGCAUAUUAAUUUGGCACAACAUUUACAAUCAUUUGUGGCAAAACCCUCAUUUCAUGCCCGGGUAGAAAUUGAACAGCUAAUAUUGGAUGUGCAGAACUACGAAACUUGUUUUGAGUACAUUGAGGAGAUUAUACAGAAGCAAGAACCUAUUGAAACUGUGCUUCGACUACUAGUGUUAUUCUCGCUUACAAAUGCUGGGCUGCAGAAGAAGAGUUUUGAUUACUUGAGGCGGGAAAUACUGCAUAGUUAUGGCUUUGAGUACAUGCCCUUGUUACAUAAUCUUGAAAAGGCUGGCCUUGUUAAGAAGCAGGAAGCAAGGAGUAAUUGGGUUGGCAUUACCAGAGCUUUGCAGCUUAUUGUUGACGUAAACGAUAUGGAAAACCCUAGUGACAUAUCAUACAUCUUUGCUGGAUACGCACCUCUUAGUAUCCGCCUUGUUCAGCAUGCAGUGAGAUCUGGAUGGCGAUCGAUUGAAGAAUUGCUGAAACUAUUGCCAGGUCCUCAUCUGGAUUUGAAAAGAGGUGUUUCGACCAUGAACUCUUCAUUGGAAGUACUCCCAGGUUCCAUGGCACAACAACAGAGUGCGGAAAGGGCUGAUCGCCGCUCCCUGGUUCUGGUUGUAUUUAUCGGUGGUGUAACAUCUGCUGAGAUUGCUGCCCUUCGAUUCCUUAGUGCACAGGAAGGAAUGGGCUACGACUUCCUGAUUGCAACAACGAAGGUUAUCACUGGCAACACAUUGUUACAGCCGAUUAUAGCAAGCAGCAAAGAGGGAAUGAUGUAAUGGUAUUUUUCAUCUGUCCAUCGCUUUGAUUGUACACAGGGCCAUACACACUAGCUCCAAAGUUGUUCUCUUUAGUUUCUGGUCACCGUGAUUCUGCCACCGGAAUUGUUAAAGCUUGCGCUUGUUCUCUUAUGUUGCCAACUAUGUCACUUUGGAAUAAAUGUGCAAGUUUUUCAGUUAAGAGUAUGUACAAGCAUUUGUCCGGUUGGGGUUCAGAAGCCUUAAGCAAUUGUGGAAAGCUACUAUCUUAAAAUCAGGAUCUGGCUGUGGCUCAUCUGGCAUGGUGUCAUUGCCACUAAUGAUACUAUGGGGGAAAGAAAGACAUCAGGAGGGAGAUUAUGCUUAUAGAUUUUGUCAGGGGGAAGAAACAAUUACUCGUAUCUUUUUUGGUUUUGUGGCAGCUUGAUAUAUCUGGUGUGUAAUUAGUUUGGUUAUUGGACAUGUCCUAAUUGGUUUUCACACUUUUUUCGUUGGUUUCCCUGAUCAUGUUUCUGUUAAUGCGAAUGUGCAAAUUGCGGGUUUGGCUGCCAUUUGUUUUGAAAGAUUGAUCAAGUCACCAGUC